Molecule: messenger RNA, 6090 nt
Organism: Dromaius novaehollandiae (emu)
Lineage: Eukaryota; Metazoa; Chordata; Aves; Casuariiformes; Dromaiidae
Gene: OSBP2
Product: oxysterol binding protein 2
Exons: 15
Coding region: 62-2560 (832 amino acids)
Cellular component (GO): plasma membrane; perinuclear endoplasmic reticulum; intracellular membrane-bounded organelle
Molecular function (GO): cholesterol binding
Source: RefSeq, a predicted model, not a curated record
AGCGCGGGCGCCGCCCCCGCGCCGGUGCCCGGCGGAGCGGAGCGGCGCGGCCGCGGCGUCUAUGGGGAAGGCGGCCGCGCUGUGCGGCAGCAGCACCCGCGGGCUGGUCUCGCUGCUCAGCGCCGUCCCCUGCUUGGCCUGCCAGGAGGCGCCGGGCGCCGCGCGCCGCGCCGAGCCGCCGGCCAUGAGCGCGGAGCCGGGGGGCGCGGGGGGCCGCGGCGGCGGGGGGCCGGCGGGGGCGCCGCCCGCCGCCCCGGGCUCCGACACCUACAAGGGCUGGCUCUUCAAGUGGACCAACUACCUGAAGGGCUACCAGCGCCGCUGGUUCGUGCUCAGCAACGGGCUCCUCAGCUACUACAGGACACAGGCUGAAAUGGCCCACACGUGUCGCGGAACCAUCAACCUGUCAACGGCUCAUAUCGAAACGGAGGACUCUUGUAACAUUGUGCUUUCCAAUGGGGGAAGGACAUACCACUUAAAGGCAAACUCGGAAGUGGAGAGGCAACGAUGGGUCACGGCCCUGGAGCUGGCCAAAGCCAAAGCUAUCCGCAUGAGGAACAACCAGUCAGAGAGCAGAUGGCAGAGCUGCUCCCGGCAGCGCCAGGUGAUGCACGAAGCAGAGACAAGGGCUCGCCGUACAGAUGACUCGGGCGAUGAGGAGCCCGCCUCGCAGUCUGACAAGGGCGAGCUGCACGGCACGCUGAAAACCCUCUCGAGCAAGCUGGAGGACCUGAGCACUUGCAAUGACCUUAUAGCGAAGCACGGGGCGGCUCUGCAGCGCUCCCUGAGCGAGCUGGAGAACCUGAAGCUGCCCGCCGAGAGCGGCGAGAAGAUCAAGGCGGUGAACGAGCGAGCCACGCUCUUCCGGAUCACCUCCAAUGCUAUGAUCAAUGCUUGCCGUGAUUUCCUGGACUUAGCUGAAACUCACAGUCGAAAAUGGCAGCGGGUGCUCCAGUAUGAGCGAGAGCAGAGGAUCCGCCUGGAGGAGACCAUCGAGCAGCUAGCCAAGCAGCACAACAGCUUGGAGCGAGCCUGCCGAGGAGCCCCCGGCCUGUCCGCGGGCGGUGCGAGCAUCACCAACACUGCCAAAGGGAGUGUGCAGUCCGCAAAAGGGGAAGCUAGUGAUGAAGAUGAGGAGACGGAGUAUUUUGAUGCCAUGGAGGAUGCACCAGCUUUUAUCACUGUAACCGCAGACCCCAAGCACCACAGGCGUUCUGGAAGUAACCUGAGCGGGGCCAGCGAGGGUCACCCCGAGGACUGGAACCUGGAGGACAGUGUGUUUGACAGCUCCAACCAAACCAGCUACAAUGAAUCAACUUGCAAAGAUCUCCUACAGAAGAAAAGGAGAAGGACCCGCAUCCCCGACAAACCCAACUACAGCCUUAACCUCUGGAGCAUCAUGAAAAACUGCAUUGGCAAAGAGCUGUCCAAGAUCCCCAUGCCUGUAAACUUCAACGAGCCGCUCUCCAUGCUGCAGCGGCUCACGGAGGACCUGGAGUACCACGAGCUUCUGGACAAAGCUGUCAAGUGCGAGAGCUCCACGGAGCAGAUGUGCUUCGUUGCUGCGUUUUCAGUGUCUUCCUACUCAACAACUGUCCACCGCACAGCAAAGCCAUUCAACCCGCUGCUGGGGGAAACCUAUGAGCUUGACCGGCUGGAUGAAUUUGGCUUUCGGUCCCUGUGUGAGCAGGUAAGCCAUCAUCCCCCAGCAGCUGCCCAUCAUGUGUAUUCCAAGCGAGGCUGGACGUUGUGGCAAGAAAUCACGAUCGCCAGCAAAUUCAGGGGCAAAUACCUCUCCAUCAUGCCACUGGGCACCAUCCACCUCGAGUUCCACUCCAGCGGGAAUCACUACGUCUGGAGGAAGGUCACCUCCACCGUUCACAACAUCAUCGUGGGCAAGCUCUGGAUUGACCAGUCUGGUGAAAUAGAGAUUGUUAACCAUAAGUCAAAAGAUAAAUGCCAGCUGAAAUUUACCCCCUACAGCUACUUCUCCAGAGAUGUCCCCCGAAAGGUGACAGGGGUGGUGACUGAUGCUGAUGGUAAGGCCCACUACGUCAUGUCUGGCACGUGGGAUGAGAAGAUGGAGUGCUCCAAGAUAGUGCAGAGCAGCCACGGCAGCACCAGCUCAGAGGGCAAACAGAAAACUGUCUACCAGACGCUGUCUCCAAAGGUCCUGUGGAAGAAAUACCCCCUUCCGGAGAAUGCCGAGAACAUGUAUUUCUUCUCUGACCUGGCCCUCACCCUGAAUGAGCCCGAGGAGAGAGUGGCCCCCACGGACAGCCGGCUGAGACCUGACCAGCGGCUCAUGGAGAGCGGCCGGUGGGAUGAGGCCAAUGUGGAGAAACAGCGGCUUGAAGAGAAGCAGAGAGCCGUGCGCCGGAGGCGGGAGGCCGAGGCCGCGGAAGCCCUGGAGGAAGGCAAGGACUAUGAAGGCUACAUCCCACUGUGGUUUGAGCGGAAGGUGGAUCCCAUGACAGGGGAGCUGAUCUGUGUUUAUAAAGGUGGAUAUUGGGAGGCCAAGGACAAGCAGGACUGGAGUAUGUGCCCUGACAUCUUCUGAGCUGUUCCGCUCGCUCUGGGGUGGCCAGCCCCGGGCCUCUCUCUUCGCCGGGAUAGACAGAGGGACAGUGAGGACACGCUGGCAGCGUCCUGCUGUCAGGUAACAGUGCAAAGAAACACAUACACAGACUCAAUACAUGCAGAAAUUUAAAGAGAAAAUCUAAACAGGGAUUCCAAACCUAUUUUUUUAUGCACUAAUAAAUAGCAUCCUUUUUUUUUUUUUAAUGGUGGCUUUUUCAGCUACUAAUUAGGAAUGAAGACACAUUGAAUCUGGUUAAUUUUUAGCCUGACAUAUUUAUUGCUAUCAGGAGUUGCUGCCUAUAUCUUUCAGCGCCUCAGCUUUAUUGGUUGAGACGUCAACUUCCAAAGAUGCUCGCAUUGUGGGGAUGCUGUACAUUUGUGUGAGCUCUUCCUUUGACAUUUUUUUUUCCCCAUUUGUGUGUGGAAUUUACGGAUUUUUUUUUUUUUUUUUUUUAAAUCUGCUCCUGGUUCAGGUUUCUUUAAAGACACAAGCAACUCUCUGAGCCCUGCUCAGAAAACUUCCUCCAGGGACUGUGGCUGAGGUGCUUGAUCCUGGAUUGUCUCGGUGGCUCCUGCAGUGCCCUGUGAUCCCAGCAAUACCAAUCAGGACAUUUCAGCUGGUGACCUUUCUUUUUCUUUCUUUUUUUUUUUUUAGAAGAAGCACAUUAAGCAGUUUCCCAUCAGUCUGCAGUGUUUAGUCAAGGUUUGGGGCUGCCUUUAACAUGAUACUUUGUGAGGGUGAUUGGGGUUACGUUUGGUUUGUUUUUCCUGCAACUGCAUCCUAAGGAGAAACAGCUUCUUGCUGAGGUCAGGAAAGUCGGCUGUCUACCCAGGAGAUACCGAGCUUCUGUUGGCGAGGUCAGAGGAGGUGCUUGAGCACAGAGCAAAGAGCAGUUUGUAGACCAGCAUGUGCUCCAUGAUGCUGGAGCCAGCAUAUCAGCACUCUCCCCUCCAUAUCUCUGCGGUGGGACCCAGUGCUCCCAGGAGUCUGAAGCAUUGUGCAGGGGCUUUCCAGACAGUUUCCCUGUUGAGCUAUGCCUGACCCCAGGCAGGAGGGAAAGCCUGAGGGAGAGGCAAGAGGAGCAGGGAGAAGGUGGUGUGGUGCUGCUUGCUCGGACAGAGAGAUCUCCUGCAGAGCCAGUGUAGGGAGGACCAGCCUGUGGGACGGGGCAGCCUCCCUGCUAGCAGGUUCCUGCACACGCUGCUGGCACAGGUGUGGGUGCUGGUGGCUCUGUGGCAGGAAGCCUUUGUCCUGGAUCCGUACUCACAUCCCAAUGUCUUCUGCAGUAAGGAGGACAGUCCCCAAACGUGCCGGGUCACAGGCUUCAGGGCUGAGGGCCAGUUCCUGGAAGGCUUCUGCUGCCUUGUGCCAGGAAAGCCAGGCUCUGGGCCUCCUCUGGGUGUGUUAGUUCUCUUCCCUGGUGUAAGAUCUUUCCCAGGCUGAUUCUCCCAGGAAAUGCCAGGCUGAACUCAGCUCUGUAUCCAUCUGGAAGAACCACGGACUGUCCAGGAGCCCUCUCCUGCUUCUGUCCUUGCCUUCCCGUCAGUGCUGCUUGGCAGCAGCUUGAGAACAUGGACGAGGGAGCCCCACAUCUGCCAUUCACCCCUCGUGUGUGCUGUCACCUCACUGUGGCACUGGAUGCCCCAGGAGGAGCUGAACAAGCCCUGCAAGUGAUUGGUGAGGACCAGAAGUGAGUAAUGCUUGGACACAGGACAUUCAUGCAGGUACAGCUGGUCCCUCAAUGCAGAAAUGGAGGGAGGGGGGGUGGCAGGACUCAGAAGAUAACAGGCCCGGCGAGUACUGCUGGGUCAGAGAGAAUCAAGGAGACCUGGACACUUGUGUUUGCCUCACUGGAUUUCAUUUUUGAUGUCUUCUUCUCUGGGUCUACAUCGUAUCAUACUGACUGCUCCCUCCUGUGGGUCAGAGGCCACUUGAAGCUGGACUGUCACAUCCACAUUGGAAGAUAAUUAGCAAUAAUGAACUUAGAGGCAAUGGUAACUGGAAAACCCAGGCUGCACAUCGGACACUUAUGCAAUCAGGUUCCUAAACCAUCAGUCUCCUCCUGGUCACCUUCUCUUACAGCACCUCCAUACCUGUUAUUUACAGCAUACCUAUGUGUACAGUAUAUAUAGACCUUGUAUGAUGUAACAGUAGUGAGUGGCUAUUGGAGUGGCAACACCCACUGAUUUCAAUGUACCCUUUAAUCUUAUUUAUUUGCUUCUAAUUUAUAUAUAUAUAUAAAUACAUAUAAAAUUAUUUUGCUUAAAUUUGUAUGGUACAUAAUAGAUGAAAAAUAAUGAAGACAGAAGCAACUGUCUGAGUUUUUGUAGUAUGAGUACAAUAUAUUUCCUUAGACUCAUCCCGGAGGUAGGGAUGUAGGGGUAAUGGUGAUUGAGUAAUUGCUUAAAUAGAGAAGUAACAUUUUGCUCCAGAGCCAGAUGCAGUCAUAUUCAGAGGGUGUUCUCAUGAGAAAGAUCAUUCCCGUCUAGAAAGAGUGCAUUUGGGGUUUGAAGGACAGCUCUCAGUAUGCCCCGGAUUCAGGAGUUUGACCCUCAAAGCUGGGUCUCUGAAAUGCUGAGCUGGGUAUUACAGGCAGCCAGGCCUGGCACAGUCACCGUUUCCAGAGCUCCCCUCCUGAUGGUUUGCCUAUGGCUCAGUAAAGCCAGCGAAGCUCUUAAGUUUUCCAAAUUGCUGCAUUAAUGGCAUUCAGCUGGUUGGAUCCAGCCUGCUGAGAGAGCUGUGGCAUGUCCCAUCACCAGGGCAUUUAGAUCUUCUCCUUUGGAGACACCCAUUCACGUAACUGGGACAAUGGCAGAUGCUCUGCACUAAACUUUCCUUUAUGCUACUCUCCUAGUUUGGUUUAUAAUGACAAGAAAAGUCACACAUAGGGUUCUCCUCCAUGCCAGGCCUCAUUCAGUUUUAUAAAAUGGACUAAGAAUCUAGCUUUUCAAAAUGCCUUAUUUUCCUUGUUUAUUUUGUCAACACAAGCAUUAUCCAAGAGCUUGGAAAGGGGGGAAAUUCCUGCACUGGCUGUUCCUUAAACAGGAUACAUGUGUUCUUGCAGUUAAAGAAGGUGCAGAGUGAAAUGUUGCUCGUUAAGUGUUGGCACCUCGGUGCCCAGCCCUGCUGGACUCCGAGACACUGAGAAAUCCUUUCUGAUUUACCUCCAGUAGAUGCAUCCGUCUAGAAGUUGCCGUCACAGAUGCUGCACAGCUUAGCAGAGCCCAGGGGAGUGCUAGGAACACCCUCCCCCCCUCCCCCCCCGCGCCCCAAAAAAUCCCAUAUUUUUUAGAUUAAUUUUUAAAAAACUGUUGUAUCUUCCAGAGGUCAUCUAGUGACAGCACUUAAUCUGAGCACCGUCUCCUAGUCUUUCUAUUUUCCCUCCAGAGGAUUUUAAUGUCAUUCUACUGUAAAUGCUGUUGAAUGUAUUUCUUUUGAACAAUAUAUUGUGAGUGAUCCCUCUUCUCCGACACAGUAAUAAAACUUGGAUUCGGGAGUUUUAAAAUGUA